AUUUUAGAAUUAUUUUAAACCGUAGAGAGAGAAUACUCCCUCUACGUUUUAAACAGUAAUCUAUGGUCCUUUCAUUGUUUGUUGUUAAUUGCUAAUUGUUCAUAGAUAAGAGUGUAUUUACAGGAAUAGGUACUCUUUGUUUGCUUUGUUGUUAUCAUAGAUAAAUAAAUGUUGUUAUCGUAGUUAAUAGUUUUCGUUAGACCUAAAAAAUACAAACAAUAAAACAACUUGUUGAUAAAACAACUAUAUUAAAUAAAGAAUUAAACCAAAGAAAGUAACUUAAAAAUUUAAAUCUAAUAUCAGUAUUUCUAGAUUCAAAUGGAGCUGUGAUCGUGAUUUGUAAUAAAAAGGUGUAAGAUAUGCCGUAGUGGUUUUAGUUUCUUGGAUGUGAAUGACAUUGUUUAGGUUGUUUUUGUUAGUGCUGUUUUAUUAAUUGUGAAUUAUGAAUGCCGUUGAGAGAAACGAUAAAAAUCGCAUAAACAUGAAUAGAACAAAUAUCCAAACAAAUGGUAAAAAAAGAUCAAAUGUAUAUACACGUACCUUUUCGGCGCCACUAAUCGGUGUAACUUUGUUGAUAUCAUUAUUUCUGAUGGUGUAUAUUGCUAUACAUAAGAAAGAAGUAAAGCCCAUUCCAGUGGAAAAUUCUUUAAAUUAUCUAUAUUACAUGAAUAAAACCAUGAGAAACCAAGAGAUGUUUGAUAAAAUUUCCAGAAGUGAUAAGGUUGUUUCAUGUUAUUACGCCAUACCAAAUUCACAAACAUCUGACCAAUUAAUUCCAUCAAAUAUUCACCCACACCUCUGUACUCAUAUUAAUGUUGCUUUUGCACUAAUUAGAAAUAAAAACAUUUAUUUAGAUAGUGAACAAUAUAAGACUUUGUCUGAAGUUGUCUUGCUUAAAAAAAUAAACCCAAAAUUAAAAGUAUUGCUCUCUAUUGGAGGAGCCAAGAAUGACAAUGGAUUCUCAGACAUGGUUAUUGAUCAUGCCUCAAGAAAAACCUUUAUUAAAAGUAUUAAGGGUACUUUGAGAAACUAUACAUUAGAUGGCAUCGACUUAGACUGGGAGUUCCCCAUGGUGCAUGAUAGCAAUGUGGAUAAACGUGAACGUCAACAUUUUUCACAGUUGCUACGUGAAAUAAGAAAGGAAUUUAUAAGAGAAAAACGAAAUUAUUUGUUGACUGUUGCUGUUGCUGCACCAGAAACAAUUGUAGACAUAGCGUACGAUGUUGACCAAAUCAAUAUGUAUGUUGACUAUGUGAAUAUAAUGACGUACGAUUUCCAUUCCUUUACUAAAUAUACUCCAUUCACAGGUCUAAAUUCCCCGUUGUAUAGAAAAAGCACUGAAAUAACAUAUAUGGCUACAUUAAAUAUUAACUACACAGUACAAAUGUACUUGAACAAAGGGUUAGAUCGGAGUAGAAUAGUAGUUGGAAUACCUACAUAUGGCCACUCUUUUACAUUAGUAAACGCAAAUAAUGCAAGAGUAGGCAGCCCAGCUUCGGGGUUUGGUGCAUUGGGAGAGUUUGUAAAUUAUCCAGAUAUAUGUAAAUUUAUACAAAAAUUUAAAAAUCAAGUUACCAUAGUGGAAGAUACUGAUGCAAGAGUACCAUAUCUUUACAAAAACCUUGAGUGGGUGUCAUUUGAUUCACCACAAAGUGUGACAGAGAAAGCCAAAUAUAUAAAAGAACAUAACUUGAGGGGUGCAAUGUUAUACUCACUAAAUGCGGAUGACUUUGCUGGAGUUUGUGAUUCAAAGCCGAACGGUAACUUAAGGUUUCCAUUAGCAGAGUCCGUUAAAAAUGUACUCAAAAGUGAACACAAUUAACAAAUAUUUAAAUUUAAAAAAUUAGAGUGAAGCAUUUCACCUAUGGAUGAUUAGAUGUGGGCAUGAAUAAUUAUUUAUGCGUAAUGUUUUAUAAAUGGGUAUGUUGGUAUAGUUCAAUCAAUACCUUUUUUUUUCUGGACACAUAGGUGAUUUUGUACAUAGCGCAGGAUUUCAUAUUAGAGAACGUCACGGCGGCUGUGCGAAUGGUCACAAUUGUUAGAGCGGCAGAGGCGCCCACGCGGGCUCGGCGCCUGCGCGCGCACUGCACUGCGCUCACAUGAAACCGCACGCGCCGCAACAAUUAACUCACCUUAUUAAACUUUUACAGUAUGAAAAAAACGCAAGAAUUCUCGGCGCCGCUUCGCUUACGGUGAGGGUUUCCAGUUGGGCGGCUGCCUCUUUACCACGCGGAAUUCAUUAACUGUAGUAUAAAUUAUAAUUAAUGCUCUAACUGCAUUGAGAAAUAGUUUAAUAAUUUAACACUCAACCUUUUGUUGUUAGACCAAGUUGAUAAAUAUUUGUUACCAUAAACUUAUAAUUUACUAUAGUUAUUGCUUAUUAUCUAUUUUAGUUUAUAAAUAUGCAGAUAUUUUUAUUAAAAAGAAAAUUGUAUUAUGGCUGUGAUAUAAGUUCAAAGUAUAACAAUUUUAAAGUAAUUGGGAAAGCGUGAGAGGUUAUAUUUAUUUGUUAUAAUUUUUCAUUCCAAAUCUCAGAUGAAGUAAAAAUCAUCUGAGUUCCAAAUAUAAAAAUGCAUAGGUAUAACUGUAUGUCAUGUUUUAUUAUAAAAAUUCGGUUGCAGUCAAGUUCUAUAUUAUUUUCAUAAAUUAUGUAAUUUGCGCAAUAUAUUUAUGGAAAGAGGCUCAUUUAAUAUUUUGGUAAACAUGAUCAGCGUAAACACCUCGUGGGCGCUUGGCAUUGAACAGUUGUUCUUGUGGGUGUUAGUUUAACCAAAUGUGGUUAUUGGUGACCUAACAUUUUAUUAUUAUGUAAUAAAUAUAUUAUUAUGUAUCUUCCUAACAUAUAAUUUUAUACACAAUACAAUAUUAUAAUGAUAAAUAU
Parnassius mnemosyne (clouded apollo) is the source of this 2881-nucleotide messenger RNA. The record is from the annotation of a GenBank genome assembly. NCBI's taxonomy places the organism in Eukaryota, Metazoa, Arthropoda, Insecta, Lepidoptera, Papilionidae.